AUGGCUAUUUCUCCCAUGGGUAGGGAAGAAAAGUUGCAUGAGUCUGAAGCGUCUUCCUCAACUCACUCAGAUGCAAAUGCGGACCUCAACAAUGAGAAAAAUGAUACUCCACAGCUUCACAAGUCUGAGCUAGCCCUGGCACAUGAUCCUGCGGCUGGCACCACUCUUCAUCAGCUUGAGAAUACGGCCUUAGAGAAAAUUGAGUUGACUGAAGAUGAAUGCUACGAUCAACUUGGCUAUGCUUAUCCAAGCUGGAAAAAAUGGAUGAUCAUCUCCGUGAUUUUCCUUGUCCAAACAUCUAUGAACUUUAACACAAGCCUGUAUUCCAAUGCUGUUCCUGGUAUUUCCGAGGAGUUUGGGGUAAGCAUGCAGGCGGCACGGUGUGGUGCGAUGAUCUUCCUGGUCUUGUACGCAUUUGGCUGUGAGCUCUGGGCACCGUGGAGCGAAGAAAUUGGUCGAAAACCGAUUCUACAACUGAGCUUGUUUUUGGUCAACGUUUGGCAACUGCCAGUUGCACUUGCUCCUAACUUUGCUUCUAUCAUGGUCGGCCGUGCACUUGGCGGCCUCAGCUCAGCCGGCGGCUCUGUCACCCUGGGUAUGAUAGCGGAUCUCUGGGAGGCCGAUGAGCAACAGUAUGCGGUAGCUUGUGUUGUUUUUUCCUCUGUCGGUGGUUCGGCCCUUGGUCCAGUUGUUGGAGGAUUUGUGGAGGCGUACCUACCCUGGCGCUGGAACAUUUGGAUUCAACUAAUCUUCGGAGGGUUUGUUCAGGUAGCUCAUCUACUUCUAGUCCCUGAGACACGGACCACAAUCAUGAUGGAUCGAAUUGCCAAAAAACGAAGACAAAGCGGAGAGAAUCCAAACCUUUAUGGACCCAACGAGCUUGUCCCUUUUAGCGAACGUUUCUCCGCGAGAGAAAUUCUUAUCACUUGGAUUCGUCCCUUUAAAAUGUUCCUGACCGAGCCAAUAGUGCUAUGUCUGUCCUUGCUAAGUGGAUUCAGUGAUGCUUUAAUCUUUAUUUUUAUCCAGUCGUUUGGGCUUGUAUAUGACCAGUGGCACUUCAGCACAGUGGCUAAAGGCUUGUCCUUCAUCCCUAUCCUUAUCGGUUACUUUAUUGCAUGGAUUUCCUUUAUCCCAGCCAUUAGGAGAAAUAUUGGAGAGCGACGGAUGAAACCUGACGAUGAGCAUACCCAAUAUGAGUCUCGACUGUGGUGGUUACUAUAUACGGCCCCGUGUCUACCAAUCGGCUUAAUUGGUUUCGGAUGGACCAGUUUGGGACCUCCAGUGCAUUGGAUGGGGACUAUGGUUUUCUCUGCCAUUGUCGGUAUUGCUAACUAUAGCAUCUAUAUGGCUACCAUCGACUACAUGAUCUGCGCCUAUGGACCUUAUUCUGCUUCAGCCACGGGAGGAAAUGGAUGGUCAAGAGACUUUUUGGCUGGUGUUCUUACAAUCCCUGCCACGCCUUUCUACCAAAACAUUGGUGGUAAACAUCACCUAGAAUAUGCAUCUACAAUUCUUUGGCAAUUGCAGUACAAGGUGGAUGCGUUGAUUGAACAAGGAUGGAAGUUGGAUGAGGACGGCAUGGGGGUGCAGAAGACGUUCUAUUUUCGGUCAUAUUUUAAGGCUGUGGCCUUUGUCAAUGUAGUUGCCUCGCAGAGUGCUUCCCAGAAACAUCAUCCUACCAUGACUGUCCGUAUUGGCUCUGUCGACGUCCAUUGGACUACACAUCAUCCUCGUGGCCUCACUGAUAGAGACCUAACAAUGGCACAACACUGUGACGAGGCAGCGGAGAUGAUGGGCACAGUGGAACAAGGACAGGGUCAAAAGUGCAGCCCAGCCCCGACACCCGGAAGACGUCAGUCUUGA
This is a messenger RNA of Aspergillus tanneri, 1863 nucleotides long. Its product is annotated as putative MFS multidrug transporter. The transcript has 5 exons. The record is from RefSeq and is a predicted model, not a curated record. Gene Ontology annotation, biological process: tetrahydrobiopterin biosynthetic process; transmembrane transport. Gene Ontology annotation, molecular function: 4-alpha-hydroxytetrahydrobiopterin dehydratase activity; transmembrane transporter activity. NCBI's taxonomy places the organism in Eukaryota, Fungi, Ascomycota, Eurotiomycetes, Eurotiales, Aspergillaceae. The coding region runs from base 1 to 1863 and encodes 620 amino acids.